AUGAAAAUACCGAGUUGGAAUGGCAUUUCAAUAGCACACAAAGUGAAAGAAGAUAUUUUCGAAGCCAGUUGUUCCCUAUUUGCACGUGAUCUCUGCCACGCCGCCUUGCUGCAGAUCUUGUCUGCUGCGGCAGGAUCCUAUUGGGUGCCUAGAUCAGUGUUGCCACGCCGCCCUGCUGUAGAUCUUGUCUGCUGCAGUAGGAUCCUGUCGGGUGCUCAGUCAACCACCCAGGCUGGACCAUUGCCAGCUGCCCAGCAGGAUCACUGGACAGGAAAUUACACUCAGCAAUUGGCCUUGGCAGCAGCUUCUUAUGCUGAAGUACAGCUGCUACAGGUCAGUAUGUGGAGCGGCAUACACUCCAUUCUUGGGAAUUCAAUUCAGUUUGAAUUGAUUUCAAGUGGAUCCAGACAUGGUAAAAAGGAGUAUGUGACUGAAGUGAAGGUCAUUAUCCAGUUGAGACACAGGAAUCUGGUGCAACCUAUUGGUUGGUGCCACGAUCGAAAUGAGUUCAUACUCGUCUAUGAAUUCAUGCCAAAUGGUAGCCUUGAUUCCCACCUCUUCCGUGACAAAGAUCCACUGACUUGGUCUGUGAGGUACCGAAUAUCGCUUGGAUUGGCAUCUGCAAUUCUAUACCUUCAUGAAGACUGGGAGCAGCGUGUGGCGCACCGAGACAUUAAAUCAAGCAACGUAAUGCUUGCUUCCAGUUUCAAUGUCAAGCUCGGUGACUUCGGGUUGGCUAAACUCAUGGACCAUAAGCUAGGUCCCAAAACAACAGGGUUGGCUGGAACCUUAGGCUACUUGGCUCCGGAAUACAUAAGUACAGAUAGGGCUAGUAAGGAGUCGGAUGUUUACCAACAUUAUGAUUACUUCAAGGCAAAGAGAUGGUUACCAACAGUAUUUAAUUCAUUAAUAUCACUAUAA
Messenger RNA from Hibiscus syriacus, 921 nucleotides. RefSeq names its product L-type lectin-domain containing receptor kinase IX.1-like. The transcript has 4 exons. Gene Ontology annotation, cellular component: plasma membrane. Lineage: Eukaryota; Viridiplantae; Streptophyta; Magnoliopsida; Malvales; Malvaceae. The record is from RefSeq and is a predicted model, not a curated record. Gene Ontology annotation, molecular function: protein kinase activity; ATP binding. The coding region runs from base 1 to 921 and encodes 306 amino acids. Gene Ontology annotation, biological process: protein phosphorylation.